AUGUCUAAAAGAGCUGUCUGCUAUGCCCCUGAAAAACGCAAAGAAAUCCAUGCCUUUGCAGUUGCCAAAACUCCAGUUAAGAUUCAAAAUUUUAAACAACCAGAUCAAUCUAACGAGCUCAUUCUAACCAAAUUUACUUCUGUCACUCCAUUACCUGAAAACGUAAUCACCUUUCCCUUCUCGGAAGAGUUGGCAGCUUCCUUCAAUGGUGAACCUGUUAAUUUGUCAGCCAUCCAUAACCUGACAGCCGAGCAAUUGAUCUCAGUGAAAGGUCAUGUCUCAAGCAUCGCUGGUGUCAAACUAGUGCAAACUAAAGUUUGGUGGAAAAGUAAAAAAGCAAGAUGUUAUCAUUAG
Molecule: messenger RNA, 354 nt
Organism: Paramuricea clavata
Lineage: Eukaryota; Metazoa; Cnidaria; Anthozoa; Malacalcyonacea; Plexauridae
Source: the annotation of a GenBank genome assembly